Molecule: messenger RNA, 1857 nt
Organism: Pleurotus ostreatus (oyster mushroom)
Lineage: Eukaryota; Fungi; Basidiomycota; Agaricomycetes; Agaricales; Pleurotaceae
Exons: 4
Coding region: 1-1857 (618 amino acids)
Molecular function (GO): RNA binding
Source: RefSeq, a predicted model, not a curated record
AUGGCAAAAUCAGACAAGAAAGCCGUCAAGGUCGACAAGAAGGUUGAGAAGGCCGACAAGAAGGCAAAAUCUGCCGACUCGAAGCCAAAAGCUGAGAAGCCAGCCAAAGCUGCGACACCAAAUAAGCCUUUGUCGACAAAAGAGAUUUUGUCCAAGGUCAAUGGCGCUAAAAAGGCUGAUAAGAAAAAGGCCGACGCCCUAGCCCCAUCGAAAUCGAACGGCAAAGCUAAGGAGCCCUCAUCUGAUGAGGACAGCGAAAGCAACUCUGAAGACGAGAAGCCAAAGGCUGCUCAGAUCCAAGCUGCCAAGGCAGCUGAAUCUUCGUCUGAUAGCGACUCCGAUUCGGACGACGACGCACCCGCCCCUCCACCCAAAAAGGCUGCUGUCUCAAAACCUGCCAAGGCCACUCCAGCCAAAGCUAUUCCCGCAAAGGCUGCUGCUCAAGCCAAGAAGGCAGACUCUUCCUCCUCCUCAGAGUCUGAUUCCGAGUCCGAGUCCGACAAAAAGCCUGCUCCUACCACCAAGGCUGUUAAAUCAAAAGCCCCCAAACCUGUAGCUGCGAAGGCUGCCAAAGCACCAUCGUCAGAGGACUCGUCGGACGAUUCAUCAUCAGAGGACGAGGCACCAGCGAAACCUACACCUGCAAAACUCGCCGCCACUAAGGCACCGGUACCUUCGUCAUCUUCAGACUCAGACUCAUCGGAUGAGGAAGAAACAAAGCCUACCCCUGCCAAAAAGACUGCACCGAAGGCUACGGCUGCUAAAAAAGACUCCAGCGACUCUGAUUCCGACUCUUCCUCAGAAGAUGAACCAGCCAAGUCAACGACUGCGGUCAAGGCGAAGCCGUCAGACUCUUCAGACGAAAGUUCUGACGAUGACUCGGACGUGGAGAUGGGCGAUUCUACAAAGGCAAAACCUGCCGUUGUUACAAACGGCAAGCGAAAGGCCGACGACGAGGCCGCUGCCCCUCCCAAAAAGAUAAAGAUGGCCAAUGGUGAUGCAGCCCCAGCUGGAGACGCUGAGGGCGAGACGAAGACGGUCUUCGUCGGCCAGCUCUCAUGGGGUAUUGAUGAUGAUCAGCUCGCCGAGGCGUUCGCCGAAUGCGGCGAGAUCAUCAGUGCCACCGUGCAGAGAGACCGCAAUACCGGGCACUCGCGUGGAUUUGGCUAUGUCCACUUCGCUGAUGCCAGUGCAGUGGAGAAGGCUCUUGCCUUGCACAACACGGAGCUCGACGGGCGCGCUAUUAAAGUCGAUAAGAGCCAGGAGCUUGACAAGUCGAAGCAGCGCGAGAACCGAGCGAAGGCGUUUGGUGAUUCCGCCAGCCCUCCGUCGCAAACGUUGUUCGUGGGCAACUUGAGCUUCGGUGUCUCAGAGGAUUCGUUGUGGGAGUUCUUCGCAGAGUAUGCCUCCGUGAAGAACGUUAGGCUGCCUACAGACCGGGAGACAGGGAAGGCCAAGGGCUUCGGAUAUGUGGAAUUCGACGACGUUGAGUCGGCGACGAAGGCAUACGAGGGGGCAAAUGGGCAGGAGAUCGAGGGUCGUAGCAUAAGACUCGACUACUCGCAACCCAGGGAUAACAGCGGUGGCGGCGGCUUUCGUGGCGGUCGUGGUGGCGGACGUGGCGGAUUCGGAGGCGACCGUGGGGGACGUGGUGGAGGACGUGGUGGUCGUGGUGGGUUUGGCGAUCGAGGAGGACGCGGCGGCCGUGGCGGGUUCAGUGGACGUGGUGGAUUCGGUGGCGGUGACCGUGGCUUUGGAGACCGCGGCCGUGGGCGGGGACGAGGCGGUCCUCCCCGUGGUGGUGCCCGCACUGGUGGCAUCGCUUCGUUUGAAGGCAAAAAGAUCACCUUCGACUAA